Messenger RNA from Prorocentrum cordatum, 468 nucleotides. The record is from the annotation of a GenBank genome assembly. Lineage: Eukaryota; Dinophyceae; Prorocentrales; Prorocentraceae.
AUGAUGUUCUUCACCGCCUACCACGACGAGAACGGGGUGCUGAUACUCAAAUUGGAAAAGAUCGCUCGAAGGUACCGGAAGGGAUGGCUCUGGUUCGACCUCGUCGCGGCCGUGCCGUGGGAGUGGCUGAUGUCCACCACGUCGGGCUUCGCCACGACCACGAAGUCCGUGCGCGUCAUGCGCGUCAUCCGCCUCCUGAGGUGCGUCCGCGCCAUACGGGUAACGAAGCUGUCUAGCUUCGCCAGCAGGAUGGAGACGUAUGCGCAGGCGCGCUCCCACGAUGGCUUCAUGAGGUUCUUCAGGCUGUUCCAGCACAUCGGAGGCAUCGGCAUAUUUGUUCACUGGACGGCGUGCAUGUGGUAUUACGUCGGCGUGCACGGGGACGACAACGGCAAGUCGGGACGCGCACUCGAGCCCAAGCAGGCCGGCUCGUCCGUUGGGAUGGCCCAUGGCUGGUCGGGCAGGUAG